Molecule: messenger RNA, 732 nt
Organism: Plasmopara halstedii
Lineage: Eukaryota; Oomycota; Peronosporomycetes; Peronosporales; Peronosporaceae
Exons: 2
Coding region: 1-732 (243 amino acids)
Source: RefSeq, a predicted model, not a curated record
AUGGGCGUCAGUCGUAUCGUGAGCACCGCCGUACAGAACGCUGGAUCAAUCUCACAUGCAUCAGAGAAGCAUCUCGUUACCAGUCCUUUGAUUAUAUUGGACUGGGAUGAUACUCUGUUUCCCAAUACACACUUGGCUAAAUUAGGCUUUUCUUCUGAAGACAAGUCCUUUGUUAUUUCUCAGGAUGGCGUAUCUACUCUUAAAGAGCUUGCUGAGGAAGUCGAAAAGUUUCUCAUUGCCUGCCUUAAUAUUGGUACAUGCUGUAUUGUCACCAAUGGUCAAAGUGGAUGGGUCGAGCGCUCAUGCAAACGUUUUCUACCAAAUGUUGUACCUUUGCUUGAGAAAAUCACGAUUAUUUCUGCACGCUCUUGCUUUGAAAAGAUCUAUCCAGACCGACCCAUCGAGUGGAAAAUUGCAGUCUAUCAAGACUUACUUGCAAAGCACGGCUGUAUGCAAAUGUCUCUUUCGGAAUCCCGAGAUGAUUGUUGUCAACAACAGGAGCAUGAAAUACAGCAAGUGAUUGCACUUGGUGAUUCACAAGGGGACCGUUGCGCCAUUCAAUAUGUUGCUCGACGAACACUCAAUACGCAAUUAAAGUCGAUCAAGCUGCUGGACAAUCCAACCAUAACGCAAUUACAAAAACAGCUAAUGUUGCUUGGCGUUUACCUUGUGCAACUGAGCUCUCACAAUGAGACGCUUGAUCUGGAGCUGUCAACUGAAAUGCUGCAGUGA